Molecule: messenger RNA, 1427 nt
Organism: Spirometra erinaceieuropaei
Lineage: Eukaryota; Metazoa; Platyhelminthes; Cestoda; Diphyllobothriidea; Diphyllobothriidae
Source: the annotation of a GenBank genome assembly
AUGUGGCAACAAGGGGAAGUUCCGCAAGAUUUCAAAUACGCAACCAUCGUGCAUCUCUACAAGCGAAAAGGGAAUCACCAAGUCUGCGACAAUCACCGUGGCAUCUCCUUGCUGAACAUCGGCGGGAAGAUAUUCGCUCACAUCCUGCUCAACCGUCUCAAUAAUCAUCUGGAACAAGGCCUUCUGCCUGAAACCCAAUGCGGCUUCCGUCGUCAUCGUGGGACCACGGAUAUGAUCUUUGCCGCCCGCCAACUUCAGGAGAAGUGUCAGGAGAUGCGGACUCACCUGCACUCUACCUUCGUGGACCUGACGAAAGCCUUCGACACGGUGAAUCGUGAAGGACUGUGGAAGUUCACGCAGAAAUUCGGCUGUCCAGAGCGAUUCACACAGAUGGUGCGUCAGCUGCACGACGGUAUGAUGGCGUGAGUCACGGACAACGGACCUGUCUCUGAGGCAUUCGCAGUGACCAGCGGAGUAAAGCAGGGCUGUGUACUGGCGCCUACCCCCUUCAGUCUUAUGUUCUCUGCCAUGCUGAUGGACGCUUACCGCGACGAACGCCCAGGGAUCCGCAUGGCCUACAGGACGGACGGUCAACUGCUGAAUCAACGGCGGUUGCACUUCCAAUCGCGCGUAUCCACAACCACCGUGCACGAACUCCUCUUUGGCGACGACUGCGCCCUGAACACCACCUCGAAAGAGGAGAUGCAACGCAGCAUGGACCUGUUCUCCGCCGCCUGCGAGAACUUCGUUCUGGUCAUUAACAAGCAGAAGACUGUGGAGAUGCACCAACCGCCACCUAACUCAGCCACAGCUCACAACGCGUCGCCGCAAAUCAGCGUGAACGAAACCCAACUGCAAGUGGUGGAGAACUUCCCGUCGCUACUUUAUGGAAGGUGUACGCAAAUCAGGCACGCCGACUGAACCACUUCUACGUCAGUUGUCUUUGUCGCAUCCUGUGGCUGUACUGGCAGGAUCGAAUCCCCGACACUGAUAUGCUGGAACGGACGGGAAUCCUCAGCAUCUACGCCAUACUGAGACAAAUGCAGCUGCGCUGGAUCGGCCACCUGGUGCGCAUGGACGACGAGCAACUACCCACACGACUCUUCUACGGAGACGUCGCGACUGGUUCACGCCGUCAAGGAGGCAAAAUUCGCCGUUACAAGUAUACCCUGAAGUCCCCCCUGAAGCGCCUGCAAAUCAACACGGCCAACUGGGAUGAGCUCGCACUCCAUCGACCGACCUGGAGGAGGACAGUGAAGACAGGCGCUGCGAUCUACGAAGCCAAUCGCAUCGCUGCCGCCAAGGCGAAACGCGAAGCCUGCAAUCCCAACUUCGCCCAGUACGCAACGCCGACGCACAACCCCUUCCAACGUGUCCUCGUUGUCAACGGACGUUUCGGGCUCGAAUUGGACUUGUUGGAUAUCUGA